Molecule: messenger RNA, 1808 nt
Organism: Chara braunii
Lineage: Eukaryota; Viridiplantae; Streptophyta; Charophyceae; Charales; Characeae
Source: the annotation of a GenBank genome assembly
UCGGUUCGCAGUCAACUGGUUCCACGAAGUACUCUCGUUUGUUCCUGAGUACCGCUUGCAAGGAGAGACUGCGCCUCUUACAAUCUGCGAUGAAAGAAGUGAGCGACAAGUCUGGGGUCAUGGGCGAUGUCGUCGACCGACUGUUGCAUUGGUCAUUGCCAGCCAUCCGGUCAGAAUUCGGGGAUGGUGUGGCGUCGAGGAUCGAGAGAACACUACCAGUCGGCAGUCGUGCAGAUGUGUUUCGUCUCGGAGCAGGAGGGGAUGAUUCGAUAGCGGACGCUGAGGAUGAUGGCGAGCAUGAGGGUGAAGGGAGCGGUCGAGGCAAUGGCGGGUCAUUUUGUGGGUCGGAUGAUUCAGUACCGCGUUCAGGGCACGGGUCACAGCGUGGCCGCAGAUCGCGCGGGCGGCCACCAAGCCGUGGCAGGUCGCGUUCGCGUUUCGAACAUGUACGUCCUUUGUGCUGGGACGAUUCGAGGGAUGGUGCUUUGCAAAGCGGACCUUGCAAUAAUCGUUCUAAAGAUGUGUUGAAAUCGAUGGGGCACUGGGGAAGCUCGAAAGCGCCUGAUGUCAUCUUAGUGGAGCCGUUGGAGCGCCUGGGUAUUGAAUGGCAGAAGGAUUGUCAUCAUAAGGUAAAAAACAUUCGCAAGGCACUUAGAAAAGUCGUGACACUGAAGGUGCCAAAGAAAUUGAACAACCCUCAUCAGUGCGUGUCGGAAUCUCAACUUAUGCAGUUCACGAAGAAGGAGUUGUUGGAUGCCUUGACGGACCGUUAUGGACCAGGGUCUUUGACGGCAAAAGAAGAACGAUUGAAAAAGAGCGACUUCGUUGCUCUUGUGAUGAGCAAAAUGUACCCGUACGGCACGAUGAAAAACAACAAAUCCUUGGUCGUGGAUGCAGAUGGUGUGACUGAGUUCCAUAUGGAUGAGGUGGGGCAUUGGUUUCUUCGUGCUUCCCAGCUUUGUAGAGAUGAGGGCAGCGACUUUGUCACUCUGCACAAUGAUGUCAUGAUGAUCGUCGACCAUUGGGCCGGGGACCACUCCAGGUGCGUUGCGGACAGAGAGCUUUUAUGCUUAAAGGCGGGUGACCCAUCUCGGCUGCCUCUGUACACACACGACGACCCCGUGUAUGACAUCAUUCGCCAGACGUUGGACAGGCAUUGCAGCACGACAGUUUGUUUGUACUACACGGAGUUCCGUCACACAUCGACGGUUGAAACCUUCCAGGGCACAAUCAUCAUUUACGCGAAGAAGGCUUUGCACUUCGAGAAGUCGUAUGAGCCGCGUUUGGCGAUUGCAGUCAUUCGAUGGAACAGUCAUGCAUGGCAGGAUCCCUUGGAGUAUCGUGUCCGCAGGCCUUCUAGGACUUCGAUUCGUCCAAGGCCGAGCCACUACCGUCACAAUCGGCCACCUACCGAUUCGUGGAUGGAUCGACUGUCCACGUUCAUCUUCGGUUCAAAAUGUGUUUCAGAUUGGGCUCGACGCGUUCUCGAGUACGACGACUGUGAUGUGUCGGGCGAGGUCGGGUCCUCGACACCUCCUCUGCCUCGCGAUCUUUUUUGCAGAGGCGAGGAUACCAUUGUCCGUGACGAGAACGACGUUGCUUCAGGUGCGAAUCCCGACAUUGUGGGGGAUGACGAUGUUUUCAUCAUUGGCGACGGGGAUGGGUUGCCUGGACCGGCGGAUGCCGUGUUCGAUCGAUCAUGCAAUUCUCUAUCGGACGCAGAUGAUGUCGAGUUGUUCGACGACUGACAUUAUGUUAUGUCAUAGUAUCUUGUACAUGCGACUUUUAUGUUUGUUGGCUUUUCAGUU